GAAGUCCAUCGAAGAUCCCGAAGCCUUUUGGAUGGAUAUCGCGAAUGAGUUCUAUUGGAAGCGAUCGCCAAACAAACCAUUGGUUUCCUAUAACUUCGACGCAUCCAAAGGACCCAUUCGUGUGAAAUGGUUGGACAGCGCCCUCACCAACAUGUGCUAUAACGUGUUGGACAGGGUUGUCGAUAAGGGACUGGGCGAUCGAGUUGCCUAUUACUGGGAAUCAAAUGAUGACAAUUCGCACCGAAUAGUCACUUACAAUAAUUUACUGCGAGAUGUCUGUAGGUUCGCGAAUGCGCUCAAGAGUUUGGGCGUCAAAAAGGGGGACAGAGUUGCCAUCUAUAUGUCGGUCGCAAUAGAGCUGGUGGUUGUCAUGCUGUCCUGCGCCCGGAUCGGUGCCAUUCACACCGUUAUUUUCGCCGGAUUUUCGGCCCCAGCACUGGCCGACCGUAUAAUGGAUGCCAAUUGUAUACUAUUAGUGACGGCCGACGGCGCCUACAGAGCCAACAAAUUCAUACCAUUGAAGUCUAUUGCGGAUUCAGCCCUCGAAAUAUGCAAAAGAAUGAACCAUAAAGUGAUAGCUACUAUCGUGAGCCCACACCUAAAACUGUACACCGCUCACGGUAUGGACAAUAACGCGACCAUUAAUUACGACCCAAAAGUGGAUAUCCUGUGGAAAGACAUCAUGAAAAGUGUUUCCGAUUCGUGUGAACCCGAGUGGAUGGAGGCCGAGGACACACUUUUCAUACUAUACACGAGUGGAAGUACUGGAAAGCCUAAAGGGAUCGUACAUACGAUCGGCGGUUAUCUACUCUACGCUUACGUAACAUUCAAAUACGUAUUCAAUUACACGGACGGAGGCGUGUUUUUCUCGACGGCCGACUUGGGAUGGAUGGCGGCCCACACUUUCAGCGUUUACGGGCCGCUCGCCAACGCCUGCUCUGUAGUGCUGUUGGAGGGCACGCCUGUCCACCCAAAACCGGACCGCCUCUGGAAUAUAAUCGACAGAUUAGGCGUCAAUAUCUUCUAUACGGCGCCGACUAUUAUCCGAUCGCUCAUGAAGUUUGGCGACCAUUACGUCCGGCAACACAAACGCUAUUCACUCAAAGUGUUGGCCACAGCCGCCGAACCCAUUAACCCCGAGGCCUGGCGUUGGCUCUGGACUGUCGUCGGCGACCAAAAGUGUCCCGUUGUUGACAACUACUGGCAAACGGAAACGGGCGGACCAAUGGUCGCAUGCCUUCCGGGCGCCACUCCCAUGAAGCCGGGAUCGGCUGCCAUUCCUUUCUUUGGUGUGAUUCCGGCGAUACUGGACGGGGAGGGCAAAGAGCUGGAGGGCGCCGCUACGGGACAGUUGGUUUUCAAGAGGCCGUGGCCCGGCAUAGCCCGCACCAUAGAUGGCAAACACGAGUGGUAUGAAAGCACUUACUUUCGUAAGUUUGUGGGCUAUUACUGGACGGGCGACGGCGCCCAGAGGGACACCGAUGGCUACUAUUGGAUUACCGGCCGGACGGACGAUACGCUCAACGUUUCCGGUCAUCUCCUGUCGACAGUAGAGGUGGAGACGGCUAUCGUAGAGCACCGGGCGGUGGCCGAAGCGGCCGCUGUG
Messenger RNA from Oppiella nova, 1606 nucleotides. The record is from the annotation of a GenBank genome assembly. NCBI's taxonomy places the organism in Eukaryota, Metazoa, Arthropoda, Arachnida, Sarcoptiformes, Oppiidae.